UGCGCGUAGUGAGUAGUAAAUGACUGAGCAACUACCUGGUGGAUGCUGGCAACCUGGCACCGACGAGUCAAAUGCGGCGGCCGCAGCGUCGGAAGCCCCAGUCUGUGUGGAGCUGUCGUCCUGUCGUGUAAUCGCUCCUCACUCGCGGAAACCAUGACUGAAGAGAAACGAGAUUACCAGGAGGUGCCGACGAAGGAGGGCGAUGAAGUCAAGGCGGAGGGGGAGGUUGUGGGGCUGAAGCCGAAGAUGACGCUGUUCAACGGCAUCACCGUCAUCGUAGGCUCCAUCAUCGGCUCCGGCAUUUUCAUCUCCCCCUCGGUGGUGCUGCAGAACACCGGCAGCGUGGGCAUGUCUCUCGUGGUGUGGAUCAUCAGCGGCCUGUUCUCCAUGGUGGGCGCCUACUGCUAUGCCGAGCUGGGCUGCAUGAUCCAGAAGACAGGCGCCGACUACGCCUACAUCAUGGUAACGUUCGGACCACUGCUAGCGUUCAUGAGGCUGUGGGUGGAGUGCAUCAUCGUGCGGCCGUGCUCGCAGACCAUCGUGGCGCUCACCUUCAGCAUAUACAUCAUGAAGCCCUUCUUCCCCGACUGCGAAACGCCCGACAGUGCAGAGCGACUCCUUGCUGCUGUCUGCAUCCUGGUGUUGACCUUCGUGAACUGCUGGAACGUGAAGUGGGCCACCCGCGUGCAGGACAUCUUCACGGGCGCCAAGCUCUUUGCCCUCGCCGUCAUCAUCAUCACCGGAUUUGUGCAGCUGGGUCGUGGACAGACCCAGUACUUCACCUUCGACAACACAGAGCCGGACUUCACCAAGGUAGCGCUCUCCUUCUACUCGGGAUUAUUCGCCUACAACGGAUGGAACUACUUAAACUUCGUCAUUGAGGAGCUGAAGGAACCUGUCAAAAACCUGCCAAAGGCCAUCUACAUCUCCAUCUCGCUGGUGACCAUUGUGUACGUGCUCGCCAAUGUUGCCUUCUACACCACCCUGUCCCCCUACGAGGUGCUCGGCUCAGAGGCUGUGGCUGUGACAUUUGCAAGUAGAUUGUACGGUAGCAUGGCUUGGAUCAUGCCCUUUUUCGUCGCCUGCUCCACCUUCGGAGCUGUCAACGGUGUUCUCCUGACUUCAUCCAGGCUCUUCUAUGCUGGUGCCAUGGAGGGCCAAAUGCCAGAAAUCUUGACCAUGAUCCAGGUGAAGCGCAUGACUCCGGCCCCAGCAGUGCUCUUCAUGUCCUUCCUCAGCCUUAUCUAUUUGGGCUCUAGCAACAUCUCAGCACUCAUCUCCUAUGUCGGCUUUGCCACUUGGUUGUCCAUUGGUAUUGCUGUACUGUGUGUGCCAUGGCUCCGCUGGAAAGCUCCUGAACUGGCCAGACCCAUUAAAGUGCACCUCAUCUGGCCCAUCCUCUACAUCAUUGCCACCAUCUUCAUCACCGUUGUGCCCAUGUAUGCUGCUCCCAUUGAAACAGGUAUUGGUGUGGGCAUCAUCUCCACUGGCAUCCCUGUGUAUCUACUCUUCAUCAAGCUCAGAAAACCACAUUGGGUCAAGGAGAUCCUCAGAAAAAUGACAACACAGCUCCAGAAGUCUAUGAUGGUUGUCCGUCCACAAACUUAAUAGGCAAGAACAACCUAAUCCUGCAGAAGCUCAUGAUGGUGUGCCAACCAGAGAAAGCUGCCAAACUGUAAAGUGAGGCUCCUUUGGGAAGACAAUAAGCAAGUAUGGAUCACUCUACUCCACUGUUGAAACCUUCAGCAGGAAUAAAGAGAAGCCAGGAUCGUUCCACAUGUGCUGCAUUUGCCUCAUAUGUAAAACCUACACUAAGACAUUUUUUUCUUUUCUUCAAACAUGACAAUGAGAUGAUACAGUGAGAACAGUAAUGUUAAAAUAAAAUCAUUAUUCCUCUCUAGAAACUUUAAUAGUAGUUAUUCACUCUUGACAGUGACACUAUGAGCCCUGACAGUGGUGCCUAUCAUGAUAACCUGAGUGGUGGGAGCUCUUCAUUUAGUGAUGCUUGUGAUGAACAGUCCUGCUUGGUUGUUGAUUGAGGCUUGUCAAAGAAAGCCAGUGUUUCCAUGUUCUUUAAUGGUUAGUAUUCAGACUGGCUCAUCUUGACAGAGGCUUCUAAAUGGCUACUUAGAUGGAUGAAGACAGCUUGUAUAAGCUAGUUGUGUUGAAAUUUUGCUGUUCUCAUUGGUGGCAUGUCUAAAUCCUUUGUGCCUCAGGCUAGAGUAUAAAGUGAAAGCAUUUAAUGCUCUUGUAUUGCAAAAGAUAGUAAAAAGUUCUUGUUCAUGGUAGUACUGAACUACAAAGACAAGUUUUGUUUGAGUAUGGAAUUAUUUUAGAUGCAAUGUGGAGUUACUGUGAUAUUUGCUCUUUUGUGUUCACUUGUGUGGAAUGGGCAGCCUUAUUUCUAUUGAAAGUCUCUUUUAUUCUGUCUUCUAGGAUUUCUAUUUAUGUUUCAAUUUAGCACUAGUUAUAUAUAUAUAUAUAUAUAUAUAUAUAUAUAUAUAUAUAUAUAUAUAUAUAUAUAUAUAUAUAUAUAUAUAUAUAUAUAUAUAUAUAUAUAUAUAUUCUUAAAGCUGACAAUGAACUUUUUGUGCUAGAAUUUUAGGAUGCACAGCUCAUGCAAAUUCUACUUAGAGGACAGUUUGUAUUGACUGACAGGAGCUUACAACAUCACAGUGACAUACAAACUGUAUGACUGUCUGAUUUUUUUCUUCAAUCUUCAUCUAUUCUAAGAAUUCAGUUUUGUUUUAUUGUUUUUUUUCUAAUGGUUUAUGGUCCUAAAUAUAAUUAUAUAUUUGUUCCACAUAUUUGCAAUGCAUCAAGUUCAUGGAAAACUCAAUCAUAUAGAUCUGAAACUAUCAAGCAUCAUGAAUAAACUACAUUGUGGAAAUUUUCAUACAUUAUGAAAAUAUGAAACUGUAUGCCUUCACAAGACCAGUAGGGUGAGGUUAUUGGUAGAUGAUAAUUUUUGAGUUUUAAUGACACUUUUUUUCUUUAAUAAUGUAUUAUUUUUAUAUAUUCAAAGUGGUUGAAAGUGGUAAAAGGACUGAGAAAGGAAUUUAUAAAUUUCACUUGUUGAGGAUUCUUAUAUAUAAUAUAUGAAUGACUUCCAAAUGUUGCAAGGUAUUAUUCAUAUAAGGCAGUCACCCCUGAUUGUCUAUAGUUUUCUUUUUGUAUUUUCUAGAUUACAUUACCUUGCAGAAUGCAUAGCAUAUACACAAAAGCCCCUGCAUUCACAAACUCAGCAUUCACAAACUUGAAUUAUACAUGAGUUGGUAAAAAUAAGUAAUAUGAAGAAGGACAUGUUCCUAUUUUAAACUGUUUGCCUAUGUCAUUCUGCCUCCACUUGCCAUAUGAAAGAUGUUAUUGCAAAGAGGCAUUUCCGUGGGCAAUGGUCUUCCCUAAGGCAAGUACCAUUUUCAUCACCCUAACAGAACAAUCAAGAUACAGACAAUGAAUGCUCUCUAAGGAUACAAGUGCCAAAACUAAACCAGAGUUGCAAAAAAAGAUGUCUUCACUGAGGCUAUACAUAAUAUUAUCACUGACCUGUUCAGACUUAUACUUUCUCUCAUCAAGAUGCCUCUCUCUUCAUCCACACAUGCUCAAUGGCAGCUCACAAUUUAGUGGACAUCAGUAGUCCACCUGUGGCCUCAAACUUUACAUAAUGCAGAAUCCAGACUUGUGCUAAGUAUUGGGUUUGCCAUUUUAUUUAUGCACAUACAAAACAUCAUUGCUUAUAUAUAUAUAUAUAUAUAUAUAUAUAUAUAUAUAUAUAUAUAUAUAUAUAUAUAUAUAUAUAUAUAUAUAUAUAUAUAUAUAUAUAUAUAUAUAUAUAUAUAUAUAUAUAUAUAUAUAUAUAUAUAUAUAUAUAUAUAUAUGCAAUUUUAUUAUUCCAUUUGCUGAUAUAUGUGCAUAAACAAACAUUUUGACAAAUCAUUACUUUAGAGAUGCUCAUUGAUGGAACUUAGUUUUCAUCAGUAAAAACAGACAAUCUUAAGAUGAGCCAUUAUUUUCUAAAAUUAUGUAAGGGAUUAAAUAUUAAACAAGAGAUAACAAAAGACACUGACAAUAUUUUCAUAUGUAAGAAUACUGAUGGCCUAUAAGAUAAAUUACUCCUGGAAAAAUGGCAAUAAUAAUGUUGUGGUACUGAAGAAAUAUACAAAGCAGACAUAAUGACAGAAUGGCAAGGGUGUGACUUUCGAGCUGUGUUGUCUGAGCUGCCAGCUCAAGAUCCAUCAGAGAUCAUGUGAUGUUUUUUGCUAGGAUACCAUGAUUUUUCAUUUGUGUCAUUGCACACAUAACUACAUCAUACUUUGUCCUAAACACUAUUAUAAAUAUUUACAUGUAUGUUAGAUAUGGUGCAAAGACUAUUCCCAAUUUUCAUUCAUUGUAAGGUGUUGUUUAACAGAACAGUCAUGAAUGCAGGGGCUAAUGUGCUGAGAGAGAGAGAUAAGAGAUGAAUUCCAACAAAUGUAAAAGAAAAUCCUAGAUCCCAGAAGAUGUAUUGCAUACCUCAGUCAUGUAUAAUAAUAAUCUCAUUUCAUAAGCACUGAGAUACAACAGUUGUGAGACCAAUACAUAAAUACUCAGUACUUGUACAUUUCCACCAUGAGUUCCUUGAUAAUCAUUGCACACGCUGUUGGGAUCGUGCACCAGCAACACAUUCAAUAUCCAGGACCCUCAAGGCAUCACCCUCUGCUAUGGGCUACUCAUUUUAUUUAUUUUUAUAUUACAAUUCAUACAUUUAUGACACAAAUCAGUAAGCAGAAAAUGGGGUCCUGAAUGUUGAAAGGUAUUGUUUGAUUGUUUAUAAAUAGUUGGGACCAUUGUUUAGACUGAAGGACAUUGGGCCUGAGUGAAUGCAUAGUUCAGUUUUGGUAUGUAUGGAAAUUCUUAAAAAAGUGAAUAGACAAUUAAAUAUAA
This is a messenger RNA of Scylla paramamosain (green mud crab), 4923 nucleotides long. Its product is annotated as large neutral amino acids transporter small subunit 1-like. Lineage: Eukaryota; Metazoa; Arthropoda; Malacostraca; Decapoda; Portunidae. The transcript is spliced from 11 exons. Gene Ontology annotation, biological process: amino acid transmembrane transport. The record is from RefSeq and is a predicted model, not a curated record. Gene Ontology annotation, molecular function: L-amino acid transmembrane transporter activity. Bases 43 to 1608 code for a protein of 521 amino acids. Gene Ontology annotation, cellular component: membrane.